Dunckerocampus dactyliophorus (ringed pipefish) is the source of this 2295-nucleotide messenger RNA. RefSeq names its product potassium channel tetramerization domain containing 10 (gene kctd10). The coding region runs from base 107 to 1048 and encodes 313 amino acids. The record is from RefSeq and is a predicted model, not a curated record. Gene Ontology annotation, cellular component: Cul3-RING ubiquitin ligase complex. NCBI's taxonomy places the organism in Eukaryota, Metazoa, Chordata, Actinopteri, Syngnathiformes, Syngnathidae. The transcript has 7 exons. Gene Ontology annotation, molecular function: ubiquitin-protein transferase activity; protein binding. Gene Ontology annotation, biological process: protein homooligomerization; protein ubiquitination; proteasome-mediated ubiquitin-dependent protein catabolic process.
GAGCAGGGUGACGUCAUUCUAAAACUGCGUAGCCAUGGACCGGAAGGAAGUGGGUGUUAGCUGACUUACGUUAGCAAGCUACAAUUACGAAGUCUGCUGUGGUUCUAUGGAAGAGAUGUCAGGAGAGAGUGCUGUGAGCUCGGCAGUGCCGGCAGCUACAACCCGCACCACAUCCUUUAAAGGCUCCAGCCCGAGCUCGAAAUAUGUGAAGUUAAAUGUGGGUGGUGCUCUGUACUACACUACAAUGCAGACCUUGACCAAGCAGGACACCAUGCUCAAGGCCAUGUUCAGUGGCAGGAUGGAGGUCCUCACUGACAGUGAAGGUUGGAUUUUGAUUGAUCGCUGUGGUAAACAUUUUGGAACAAUCCUGAACUACCUGAGAGAUGGUGCGGUGCCGUUGCCAGAUAGCCGGCGGGAAACUGAGGAGCUGCUUGCAGAAGCCAAGUAUUACCUUGUCCAAGGUCUCGCUGAUGAAUGCACAGCUGCCUUGCAGAACAAAGAAACUUAUGAACCUCUAUGUAAAGUGCCUCUGAUGACAUCAUCCAAGGAGGAGCAGAAGCUUAUUGCAACUGCAAAUAAGCCUACAGUUAAACUGCUGUAUAACAGAAGCAAUAACAAGUAUUCGUACACCAGCAAUUCAGAUGACAACAUGCUGAAAAAUAUUGAGCUGUUCGACAAGCUGUCGUUGCGUUUCAAUGGUCGUGUCCUCUUCAUCAAAGAUGUGAUUGGGGAUGAGAUCUGCUGCUGGUCCUUUUAUGGGCAGGGGCGGAAGAUUGCUGAAGUGUGUUGCACUUCCAUCGUUUAUGCCACCGAAAAGAAGCAGACAAAGGUGGAGUUCCCUGAGGCUCGUAUCUAUGAGGAGACCCUCAACAUCCUUCUGUAUGAGUCCCAUGAUGGGAGAGGGCCAGACAAUGCUCUACUAGAGGCAACAGGGGGCGCUGCAGGACGAUCCCAUCACCUUGAUGAAGAUGAGGAGCGAGAACGAAUUGAGCGAGUACGUAGGAUCCAUAUCAAACGACCAGACGACCGCACACACCACCAUCAGUGACCUCCUGCUCCUCUUAGCCGUGGUUUAGCACCGCGCCUGUGCCUUACACCAGCCCCACAGCGCCUCUCUUAUGUCCUUCAACAGGAGGCUAUUUUAGUGUGUAGUGGAGUAGUCCACUUUGUCUUCUGUGUUGUGGUCCAGCAGGCUGCAGUGUUUGUUGUUUUCUUCUAUCAUUGUUCUCUGCUAGCGUGCAGAAGCAUCAUAAUCAUACAUGAUUGUUGACUGUAAUUUCAUCUUAACUUUGUGUGUUGUUUGUGUAUUUAUCACAAGUGGUCCUAACAUUACAUCCAGGAGAGCAAGAAUGAUACGAUGUGCAGCACAUCAUCUUUCCUCUUCUUCGCGUGGCUUAAAGGUAGGGUAACCACUGUGGUCACUCAGUGGACGAGCCAAGUGUUAACCACGACAAGGCCAUAAGGUGGCAGUGUUUUAUUCUUAGGUUACCUGGACCAUUAUGAAGCCUGAUCAAACCUUUUAUUAAAUAUAAUUGUUAUAGUUCACCAUAUCACGGAUGGAUGCAAUAGUCCCAUAUAGUGUUUCCACCAUGUUUAGUUUAAACAUUUAUUCAGUUUCAUUUUUUGCCACAAAAUUAUUUUCAGUGGAGGCAACAUGACCUGUCACUUGAGGGUUAAAUGUACUCAGGUGAUUGCAGGAUGGAUAGAUACACAGGUUGGAGUGAAUGAGUGUAACCAGAGAUCCCCCUGGCAGGAAUUGAGGCCUGUCGACAAGCUUUUUAACAGGGAGAGAAAUUAGAGCUGUCCAUCACUGCAUUCAUCAGAAUGUUUGGAUUGCACACAGUUACAAUCACUAUACUAGUAGAUCUAUUGUACAGAAGCCAGUGUAUAUGUUUUAUAUUUAUAUAUGAGCUAUCUCAAAUAAAUUUAUACACAUGCAUUUGUUCUGUUUUUAUUGCCUGGGAACAUGCCCCAUGCUCACUGGCCACAACACACGUUUGUAUAACAAUUCUGCCUUUACAAAGACACUGUAAGACUAUUAAUUUCAACGAAUUCGUCAGUGUAACAAAGUUGUAGUGACAAAAAUGGGUGUUUCUAUUUUGCUUCCCUUAUGUCGCUACAUGAUUCAGGCAAAAUAAUAGCAGCAGCUCUCAAUAUGAAGAAGUGCAGUGGUACAUUAUCUCAAACUACACUAAUAGAUUGUUAAAUGAAUGAUCAAAAAUGAGCAUUAUCUUUGUAAAGGCAAAAUUUGUGGUACAGCUUUUAUAUUGGAUUUCAUUAGAUUGUUAAUGAAUG